Molecule: messenger RNA, 4045 nt
Organism: Mya arenaria
Lineage: Eukaryota; Metazoa; Mollusca; Bivalvia; Myida; Myidae
Product: orexin receptor type 2-like
Exons: 6
Coding region: 264-1460 (398 amino acids)
Biological process (GO): G protein-coupled receptor signaling pathway
Cellular component (GO): membrane
Molecular function (GO): neuropeptide Y receptor activity
Source: RefSeq, a predicted model, not a curated record
AUUAAAUGAGGGAGAAUUCGUUGUAACAGUUUGCAAAUAGUUUCAUUCUGAAAGCCGUAGAAAUCGUUCGGAGUAUGUUUUCUCCGAUAUCACUCAUGCGGGUUUUAGGGAUUGUGAGGCGAUAUCUAAAUUUCGUCGCUCCGCGAUAAAGCUUCAGUCGUUUGAAGUAUUUAAAUGAAUUUCAGAAUUUGAUGGAUAAUCAAUUCGUUUGAAUAUAAUUCUUCUGAUUUUUAUUUAUAUAACAAUGUGACAUAGAGACUUAUAUGUUUAAUCUGACUUUUUCUGAGAUGGAAAAUGUAACCACUAUUAUUCACAAGCAAUUGGAUUAUUCGUCUGCGCUGGUUCAAAGGAAGCAAUGCAACAGUAGAUAUUCUAGUUUGGAUAACAUCGUAGACUGCUUCUUUCCUGAACCGGAAGAAUGGGUUCUGAUUGCUACAUACCUACUUACAUUUAUUAUUGGGGUUCUUGGAAAUAUUCUGGUUUGUUUUGCCGUUUGGCGGAACCGGGAAAUGCGAACAAUAACAAACGUAUUUAUGGUGAACUUGUCCGUUGCAGACUUAAUGGUUCUUCUUAUAUUGCUACCAACAUCCCUUGUCGCUGACGUUACUGAAACAUGGCUAAUUGGAUCAGCAAUGUGUAAAUUAAGCAUCUCCCUUGGGACGAUGUGUAUAUCAGUCUCCAUAUUGACACUUUGUGCGAUCUCAAUAGAGCGGUGGUACGCAAUUUGUCGGCCUCUCAGUUUCCAUAGCAACAUCCAAAGAGCUCGCCUCACCAUUGCCAUCAUUUGGACGGUUUCUAUUGGCGUGGCAAUGCCCGAGUUCCUGGCUUCCACUGUGAUACCAUAUCGGCCGGACACGAUCUUUAGAACAAUGUGUUACCCGGCCUUGUGGAAGCUAAAAACAAUAGCAAUCUUCCAGAUAUGUCUUAUGGUGUUCCUCUAUUUCCUGCCAAUUGGUCUGAUGACCUGCGUUUACAUACACAUAGCUGUCGUGCUCUGGAAAAAACGGAUACCUGGUACUGCAGAUCGUCGUCUGAGGUCAACGAUUAACCACAACAACUCCCAGGUGAAUAACAAUUACAGACAUACCGGCCGCAAGAAGGCAGUCAAGAUGCUGGUUGCCAUUGUGACAGUGUUUGCCCUAUGUUUCCUUCCUAACCACACACUCAACAUCCUCAGAUACACAAAACAAUUGAAGGCAGUCCGGAAUCUGCGGAUGAUCGCCCUCAUCUCUCACUGGUGCAUGUAUUUCAACAGCUGCAUCAACCCCGUCAUCUAUAACUUCAUGAGCGAUAAAUUUAGAAAGGAGUUUCGUGUCGCAAUCGCUCUGUGUUGUUUAUGUGGCGGAAACAGAAGGCAGAACGUAUCCAGGGUAAUGUACCGCAUGACCGCGCUCUACACGAGAAAUGUCACCAUUCGAAACAGCAAUUCACCAUCUAGAAUAACAAAAGAAAAUCAAUGAGAUUAAGAAUUUCUUUUUUGUUUCAAAACAAUAUUCACGUAAAUGUACGGUAACACGUAAACUUGUUAACAAUCUAAAAUAUUAGUUGUGUACUUUGUUUCCUUAGACGGAACAUCACAACAUACUUAGUUUGGAUGUGUUUGAAGUGUUAUUAAUAAAAUUAUCUUCAAUAUCAAUAUAUUGUAGUGUUUAUUUAAACACAGCAGCCAGAACGAAAGAUGCAUCCUUUUGAUACACUUAUAAAGAGUAAUGAAACGCCAUCGCCAACACUAUGAUUAUUUAAUCAUUAUAUUGCUCUCAUAUCUUUAUAAUGCUCUAUAGCUACAAUUAUAUAUCGUCAAUUAAGCUAUGAUUGUAAAAAUAUUAAAUAAUUGCCACGAAUAACUGAUCAUAUAAUAAUGCUUUGAACUUCAUUUCGUUUAUUUGGAUUUGCAUGGUUUAAAUCGUAUUCAGAUUAUGUCUGUGUUAAUCAUACGUAAACGUAGCAUUCAUGUUUUUCAAGACCCUGAAACAUUUAUAAUUCUUUAUAUCAUUAUUUAUGUUUUAGCGAACCGUAUGGCUGGACACUAUAAACUAGUUAGUUCCUUUCUGUUUUGUUUUUACACUUUCUUAGAAUACAACUGAAUGUCUUCAUCAUAAGAAAUUGUGUCGUGCGGUCAUAGGCACCAGACCGUUAACACCAUAUCAUGUUGAUUUUUAACUAACACCCGACAGUUUUAGCAUACCAUGUUGAGUUAUGAACAUACAUCCGUCAGUUUUAUUAGGCCAUUUUAAUUGUGAAACUUAAACCCCACAAUUUUCGUUUUCUUAACUACCGAAAAAAGUAAAUGUUGGUAUUCAAUGUAUUAUUUUGUCCAAGGAGAAGGCAGUAUACUUCAAAGUUGCCAAUAUAAAAUUAUUUCAGUGAUCAGCAGUUAGCUGUUAUUAAUUUUAAACAGGUUAGGCGGUAAACAUAAAAAAACAGCGCCAGUGGGUAGUUUACACAUGACCUUGUAGACCAUUAAAAUGUUUAAGAUUGCUAUUAUGUACUUACUCAAAAAAGUUAUUGCGACUUCGUUAGAACAUAGAUUUAUUUCAAGAAUAUGACAUGACCAAUUUCUGAGUCUUUUCGUUCCUUUGAUUGGUCAUUAAGUUCUCUUUGAUUUUAUUCUUAUAAAGAGAUCGAAGUUUAAAACAAUACACUCCUGUAAUGAUAUGUAUAUUUAAUAACGCUGUUCGUAUUUCAUUAUACCUAUUAUUACUACCAUAUACUUAAGAAUGUGUGGAUACCUCAAAGUGAAAGUAUGAAAGUAACACAGAAAACGGUAUUAUGUUCUGAAAUAGAUAGUUAACCACUUUAAUUAAGGGAACAAACAUAUACAAGAAUAAAACAACUAGUGUUAUCAGUAAUUUUUAUUAAAGCCAUUGAUUAUAAAGGAAUGUCUACACAAUAAAAGUGACUUUAUUACAAGAAAAUGGACGAGUGUAAAAUGUCUGUUUUAAUUUUCAGUAUUAACAUAAGUAAUAUGUUUUAAGCUCAUCCAAUGGCAACUUGUCUUAAGUAUUGUAAAACAUAUUCGAAUCCGUUUGAGUAAGCCUUUUAGCAUGGUCCCUGACAGCAACCUGCGUAUUUUCAAUUCGUUCUUCUUUGCAAUAAUCCUCAUGAUCUUCUGAUAGCAUUAAACAGAACUGUUCGAAACCAUAGCUGAACAGAAGAUUCAACCAUACAAUUAUUAAUCUUUUGCAAUAUUCAGUAUUAAAAAUGAUACCUGAAUUACUUAGCGAGUUGAUGACAAACAAAAAGAAAAAUCUGCUUCUGCGUCGGAUGUCUGAUAUCUCAAAAAGGCCUGGAAAACCACAGUUCCCAAAAUGAUAACUAUAGUCAAACAAUGGAUGACUUUUUGGUUGACGCAAUUCAAUAUGAGAACUACCAAAAGAAAAAUCACAUUUGGAGAUCGUUUUCUCGGAACGAAUCUUGGUAUCAAGUUGCCUAUUCUGUCAUUACUGACACACCAAAUUGUUGACAUAAAUUGUCUCAACAUUACAUCAGAUAUAAGUUUAUUGAGUCUGAUUAAAGACAAUUCAGUAAUAUUUUAAUGGUCAAGAAUACGACAACACGAAGGGGUUAUUUUUCCCUUUCACCACUUGUUCAAGUGGUGCCUGUUUUCUACAUCUGCAUCCGAUUUAUGUAUGUUUCUAGUGUUGUUUUUAUAAUUUGAUCAUUGUUCCAUAUGAUGAAAAAUAUUAAACUGGUAUCGGUAAUAUAUCGCAUCUUUACCUGUCACGUGAAAUUUAUGUUCGAUUCAUCAAAAGUCUGCAGUACAUAUUUGCCUUAUCAACAUAAUGAUUACAUAAAUCUUGUGCAGCCCUGGAUUCGAUUCAAUAAAUCGGAGAACUCGGCCUUCACGGAUUUCCUUGAAUUAUUUGUGUCCCUGUUUAUACUGUUUUGGGCUGAAUAUGGUAAAACAUCUUUUUAAACUGUCUAUGUGUCCAAAUAUGUGUAACAUACUGGUGCAAGAUGUUUCAUUGUGUAAUGCCUGAUGGUGGAUUUUCUCGACAAACAAUGCUACCUUAUUUUAUGUAUUUUGAUUAUCGAACAUAGUGAA